AUGCCAACUGGUAUAUCUGCUCAUUAUUAUGCUUCUGACACUACAUGGAAAGUUAAUAGAAGUGAAGGCAGACCUUGCAAAUAAAUGGUGGUGGGGGCUGAAUCUGUGUGCCAUGUCUCUUCUUGUCAAUAGCCACUCUAAGAUAAGGUUGGAAGGUUGGGUGCUAUCCCGUGUCGGAGCUAUGAUCCUUUCUUAGGUCAUUCUCAGUGGUCUUCGUAUUUAUUCUAAAUUGAUGCAAAUUCCUAGGGCACUUAUCAAUGGAUUAACAUAAUACAAGUAGAUUUCUCAUGAUUGUCUUUUUUGGUUGUCAUUUUUACUUCAUGAGGGCGCAGAUGAAUGAUUUCUAUCCCUUGUGUGAGUUUUGUAAUGAUUUGUAUAGCAUAUUAUUGUGGAUGCUUUUGGCUGACUUGGUAUUUAUAUUCAUUUCAGGAGGCGUUAUUACAAUUUGCAUCCAUAGAUCUGAUAGAAUUGUGCAAAGAAGCAAAAGUGGAACACUGCCGGGCAUCUAGAGACUUGAGUACCUGUGGACGCUAUGUACAACAUGCAUUAAGUUCUUGUGGACAUGCUGCGCUAUGUGAAGAGUGUAGUCAGAGAUGUGAUGUUUGUCCAAUUUGUAGGACUCCUCUGCCAAAGGGUGGAAAACUCCGUCUUCGUCUUUAUGAUAAAUGCAUUGAGGCUGGCAUUAUCGCUAGAAAAGAUGAUGCGAGAUCUGAACAGAAUUACAACGGGGAACAUUUAGAUGUCCAGCGCCUCUAUUCUCUCUUUGAUGUUGCCCUAGAAAACAACCUUGUUUCUUCAAUCUGCCAUUGUAUCCUUUUGUUUUUUAUAUUUGUUGAUGGAUGAAACGACUGAUGCGGGGAUGCAUUCAAAGUAUAGACCAUGUUAUCAUCACCUUAACAAAUACCACAGAUGUUACAGAUGUUUGUCUGGACGAAAAUGCUGUAUCAAGCGACCCUGUACUUGCAUUUCUUUUGGAUGAAGUUGUUGUGAAAAACUGGUGCAGAUGGAAGUACAAGAGUGUUGUUCAAGAUCUUCAUGACAUAUGUAUCCUUGAAACCUUGACAUCUAGAUUUGGGGAGACAGUCCUGUUUCAAAUAUACAAUUUUUGAUCUGGAUGAUAGCAUAUAGUAAAAGAGAGAUCAAAGUCUUGAACAGGAAGGUAAAAAGCAUGAGACAAGUCUUACAUGUUAUGCAUGUCUUUUUUUAUGCUUUUUCUUGUGUUAGACUGCUUAUACCACUGGAAGCAUCAUGAUUGGUAUUAUGAUGGGCUUAAAUAUUGUCCUUUUAACAAGAUUUUAUAUAUAUUGUAUUUUAUCAUCUGGCAUCUACAAUCAUUCAUGGUCACUUUGAUUGCAUCAAAGAAGUUAAUACGGUCUAGUUUUCUUGGUUUUCAAUCUUGUGUUGAGAUGCUUUGAGAACAAAGUGAAUGAUUUGAAGCAUACUCUUUUUUUAUCUUUUGCAUAAUCUUUCACCAUUGCUGCAAAUUUGGUCUUGUACUUUUUGGGUUCAUUUUCCCAUGAAAUUUUCUGUUUAAGAGAUGGAUCGUUUUCCCUGGUUAUCGUAGGCACAUGCAUGUGCAUGGGCGUAUCUGUUGACAUCUCUAUCUAUGAUUGCUUGGGUUUAUGUUACCUAUGCCUGCUCAUGGGAUAAUUAUCUUUCACUUUUAGUGCAUAUACUAGGAUCUCACUUUUUUUUUUUAAGUGGAUAAUUCCAGAUAUAUAAACCACGUUCUUACAGGUACAUCAAUUACAUGACAUGCUUAUACUUUUGACCAAUAAUAUCAUGAUUGCCUAUUGUGGCACACCGACUGUUGACCACCUUUAUGUCACCCAUGUUUAAGUGCGUCACUGAUUUCCUCUCUUCCAGCACUACAUUUACCAUCCGAUCACUUUCCUGCCUGUGACACUGGAUGGCUACUUGCGAUUGAGCUAGCCAAUCACGUGAUCCUCACAUUAUCCUCACUAUGGUGAGAUUCCUUUGUGCCUCUGGCACCUUCAUCUUGGUGUACCUAUCCCUGCAGUGCUUUUGAGUAUGCCAUAUUUAUCAGGACAUUUUGUUCUUAAUUAGUUUUUAUAAACAUUUUACAUUGCUUUCGUAUGAUGGUUCAUUAAUCAUACGGAUGAAAUGUUAUUGCCUUAAAUGUUGAGAAAUUAGAUUAAGGAUACUGUUGGAUGUUUAAUAUGAUAUUUUAUACAUUAAUAAAAUUUUAAGACCCGUGGGAUUAAAUAUGCACAAACUGAUUAGUAUUACUAUAAAGUUUGAUAUUAAAUACCUUAACUAAUUUGAGGAUAUUGAUUUUUUUUUUUUGUUUUAAUAUGAACUUUGUUAUCUCUGUUUUAGUUUAGCUACACUGUUGCAUGAAAUGUAUCGUUGGAAUGGGAUGCUAUUCGUUUCAUACUUUUAACUAGCUGUGCUUUCUCUUUGGAGUUUACGGAGUUGGGAAUUCCUUAACUAGUCCUACUUGUAACAAACAUCAAAUAAAAUCAUCAAAAGCCAUCAACUCGUAGUGGAAUCUUAUUUUGGCUGCUUAUUUUGGUCUUUUAAAAUUCUAUAAGCUAUCGUGUAAUACUCUGUGCCCAUUCCAACGUACAUUAAAUUUCUCAUGAUGGAAUUUUCUUUUGGCUACUUAUUUUGAUUUUAUAAAAUUCAAUAAGCUAUUGUGUCUAAUACACUGUACCCACCCCAGCGUACAUCAAUUUUCUUGGUUGCUUUCUGUUUGAUGGUUGCUUGAUUUUUGUUUCUACCGAGUGUUGAGAUAAGUAGUUAGAGUUUCAAGCACUUACCUAAAUGUAUCUGCUUAUCCUCUCGAUGUUUGAUGAUGUAACACACCCUUUUCUAUGUUUUUUCCAAGUAUCCUCUGUGGUAGUGGGAUAGACGAUUUUUUAAGAUCUUCAAUUGGAUGUGCUGGUAAAAUAUUUUCUUGUUGGAAGUGGGUUCCAUAAUAGUUUCAAAGGAUAAAUUUGAUGCAUGGAUGUGAUAACUCCGGGAUUCCGGAUAAUUUGACAAGGAAUGCCUUAACAAGGAUUCAGAUGUUCGUGAAGAGGGAAUGCAAACAAACUUGAACUUGCUCCUGAAGUUUUCUUCACGGUUAAAUGGCAUCUCUAAUGUUCUUGCGGUUUUGGAAUCGUCAUUUGCGGGAUCUCUAUCUGCAGAGCUUCAAGAUUUACAUUGGCUCUCAGAGAAUACAUUGAAGACCAAACAGGUUAAGUUUUUAUGA
Molecule: messenger RNA, 3217 nt
Organism: Spirodela intermedia
Lineage: Eukaryota; Viridiplantae; Streptophyta; Magnoliopsida; Alismatales; Araceae
Source: the annotation of a GenBank genome assembly